CCAUGGCCGGAGUAUCAUGGGCGAUGUCUCUGCUGUUACUACUGGCGCUCCACCCUCCGAUGGUGUCCGCAGCCCCCGCCCAACACCUGUGCGGCUCUCGCCUGGUCGAUGCCCUCUACUUCGUUUGCGGAGAGCGAGGCUUUUUCUACAGUCGCAACCGACCCUACAAGCGGGAUUUAGAUCAUCUGCUCGGGUUCCUGUCCAAAAGGGCCAGACAGGAGCAGCAGCGGUCGAUGGAGAGUCAUAGCGAGCCCAAGGUGAAGAGAGGCAUCGUGGAGCAGUGCUGCCACAGGCCGUGCAGCAUUUACCACCUGGAGGGCUACUGCGACUGACUCGUCCCUCCUCACACACCAUCACUCAUACCAUGUAAAGUCCACUUCCACACCACUAGUCCUGGCUGUGUCUGAUUAACUGAAGGAAAAUAAAGCAUCAUGACCCAUAA
Labrus bergylta (ballan wrasse) is the source of this 442-nucleotide messenger RNA. RefSeq names its product preproinsulin b (gene insb). The record is from RefSeq and is a predicted model, not a curated record. NCBI's taxonomy places the organism in Eukaryota, Metazoa, Chordata, Actinopteri, Labriformes, Labridae. Gene Ontology annotation, cellular component: extracellular region. Gene Ontology annotation, molecular function: hormone activity.